Messenger RNA from Fraxinus pennsylvanica, 1368 nucleotides. The record is from the annotation of a GenBank genome assembly. Lineage: Eukaryota; Viridiplantae; Streptophyta; Magnoliopsida; Lamiales; Oleaceae.
AUGUUGAGUCAAGCAAGCAAAUGGGAGGAGAUUAUCAUCACCACCGUGAUAGAGGUAGGACGCCUUGAAGCAGAAGUCCUGGUCGAAGACGUGGACGAAGCAGGAGCCCAGGAGAGAGGAGAAAUAGGAGUCUCGUUAAGCCACUGGGGUGAGGCCCGAGAGGGAAUGGGAUAUAUGACUAUGGAUGCAAGUGCCUUUGUUGAUUUCAUGACUGGAAGACUCACUGACUCCAAUACUGCAUCCAUCCAGAGUUCAUCAAUGGAUCUCGAUUCACUUAUCAAUUCUCUCCUUCCAUCAUGGACAUCGGUUGCUAUGCUGCUAUCAUUCUUUACUUACUUGGGAACAGUUGGAUCUAUUUUACCGGGGAGAAUUAUUCCUGGGGUGACUUUAUCAGAUGGCACUCGACUCCAUUACCGUUGCAAUGGUAUGUUAUUGCUUCUGUUGUUUGUUUUGUUACUUGGAGCUGGUGCUUGGUUAGAUCUUGUGUCACCAUCGGCAAUUGCAGAUAGAGGGCUUGAGCUUUUGUCAACGACAUUUAUAUUCAGCGUGUUUGUGACUUUGGUACUCUAUGUGACUGGUUGUCAAUCCCGCAAUCAAAGUUCUUCUUUGAAGCCCCAUGUUACAGGAAACUUGAUCCAUGACUGGUGGUUCGGAAUACAACUGAAUCCUCAAAUCAUUGGCAUAGACCUCAAAUUCUUCUUUGUUAGAGCUGGAAUGAUGGGAUGGCUUCUUAUAAAUCUUUCUGUUCUUGCAAAAUGCAUUCAAGAGGGCAUCUUAAGCAAAUCGAUGAUUUUUUACCAGCUCUUCUGUUUCCUCUAUAUUUUGGACUACUUUUUCCAUGAAGAGUACAUGACCUCCACAUGGGAUAUAAUUGCUGAGAGAUUGGGGUUCAUGCUGGUGUUUGGAGAUCUAGUUUGGAUACCAUUCACCUUCAGUAUCCAGGGUUGGUGGCUUCUGAGUAAUAGGGUGGACCUAACAAUGGCUGCUGUCAUUGCAAAUUGUCUUGUAUUUCUGAUAGGCUAUUGCGUAUUUAGAGGAGCUAACAAGCAGAAACAUGAUUUCAAAAAGAAUCCCAAAGCACUGAUUUGGGGUAGUCCUCCGAAAGUAAUUGGUGGAAAGUUGCUUGCUUCUGGUUAUUGGGGCAUUGCAAGGCACUGUAAUUAUCUUGGGGAUUUGUUGGUGGCCCUGUCCUUUAGUUUACCUUGUGGAUUAAGCUCCCCAGUUCCAUAUUUUUAUCCUAUAUACCUUCUAAUUCUGUUAAUAUGGAGAGAAAGACGGGAUGAAGCUCGGUGUGCAGAAAAAUACAAGGAAAUAUGGGCAGAGUAUCGAAAACUAGUUCCUUGGAGGAUACUUCCUUAUGUUUAUUAG